CUUUGAGGAGUCCUUUGACAGUCCGCCGCAACCAGAGAUCAUAACAUUUGACAUGCCUUUUGCUGGGAGCUGGAGAUGACUCUACUCCAACUCCUGGUUAAAGUACAGAGGAUACCACAACAGAUAAUGUUGCUUGGUGCCCAGAUCCUGGUGUUUCCAGAAGAUGGCCUGCAGGGUUUCGACUUCAGCCGUUCAUCCAUCUCUGGCUACCUAGAAACCAUUCCUGACCCCCAGCAGGAGAGCUGGAACCCCUGCACGGAGCCGGGCAGACACAACAACACUGAGGUCCUCCAGCAGUUGAGCUGUAUUGCCCGGCGUAACAAUCUCUACCUGGUGGCCAACAUGGCUGACCUGCAGCCCUGCCCCCUGCAGACCGACCCCUCCUCCUCCUGUCCCUCUGACGGACGCUGGCAGUUCAACACCAAUGUGGUUUUCAGGUCAGAUGGCCUGCUGGUGGUGCGCUACCACAAACAAAACCUCUUCUUUGAGGAGGCCUUUGACACUCCGCCGCAACCCGAGAUCAUAACGUUUGAGACACCUUUUGCUGGGAGGUUUGGCAUCAUGAUCUGCUUUGACAUCCUGUUCCACGAUCCUACAAUUACUCUGGUGGAGAAGGGUGUGCGACAGCUCGUCUAUCCCACUGCCUGGUUUAACCACCUCCCCCUACUGGGCUCGAUCCAAUUCCAGCGGGCGUUCAGCUUGGGUGCCAAUGUCACCCUGCUAGCAGCCAACAUUCGUAAAGACAAACUGACACAUGGCUCCACAGGAAGUGGUAUCUACACCCCUUUUUCUGCCACCUACCACCACGCCCAGAGAGGAGAUCCAGAGGAGGGCAGGCUGCUGGUGGCCAGGGUGCCAGUUUUAGACCCACUGUGGAUGGGGCAAAGUGUGGCCACGGAGGAGGGGAUUGUUAGGGCUGAGUCAACAUCAACUGCAGCUACAGGCUCUGGAUUCUGUCAGCAGGAAAGCAGUUUUGAUUCUCAUCAUCCAGAAACUGCUUCAUCAGACCCUCCCUCCUCCCCCACCUUCUUCUCAACCAUGGUUUACGACCAUUUUACAUUUGUCCUCUUAAAUGAGACAGAGGGUGAGGUAAACGUGUGCAAUGGCACCUUUUGCUGUCACCUGCAGUACCGGUGGUCACCACAAGGCAGUGGUAAAGAGCUCUACGCAUUGGGAGCAUUUGCUGGAACCCACACUACGCUUGGACGCUUUGCCCUGCAGGUGUGUGCAAUAGUCCGCUGUGCGGGGUUGGACGUCAGUUCCUGUGGACAGGAAGUGGAAGAGGCUGAGUCUAAAAUGGACUUCCUGUUGGAGGGGAACUUUGAGACCAGAUAUGUGUACCCAUCAGUUUUGGCUAGCAAGUUUGUCCUGGAGCAGCCAGAGCAUCUGGAAAGAGCUUCAGAUGGCAGAGUGACCAUGAAACACUCUAACAUGUCUGGUGGGCUGGUCACUGCCUGUCUGUACGGACGAAUGUAUCACCUGGACAAUGAAUGAAUUGUUUUAGAAUAGAUGUGUCAGAACAAUAUCAGAUAUAUUUAAAAAAAACUGAUGAAACAAAACAAUUGUUCUGACCUAGACUGAUGCU
Molecule: messenger RNA, 1585 nt
Organism: Micropterus dolomieu (smallmouth bass)
Lineage: Eukaryota; Metazoa; Chordata; Actinopteri; Centrarchiformes; Centrarchidae
Product: biotinidase-like
Exons: 7
Coding region: 76-1494 (472 amino acids)
Molecular function (GO): hydrolase activity, acting on carbon-nitrogen (but not peptide) bonds, in linear amides
Source: RefSeq, a predicted model, not a curated record